GCCCCGGCUGCGGCUUGAAAGCAAACAAGUCACACUCUCUCAAGCUUGUUAUGACCGUUUCUGACUUAGCCCCGCCCCCUCCACUAUUGCCCCGCCUCCCGGGCUUGGAAUGCGAAGGGAGGGAGGGGCUCUGGAAUGACGCCGCCGCCGCCGGAGCCAAGGGGGGGGCGAGGUCACGUGGGGCGAAAGGAAUGCUAACAAUGUGGAGAACGUCCCAAAGUGCUGCGCUGCGAGAGAAGAAGAAGAAGAAGCCGCCUUCGCCUUCGCCUUCUGAGCGCCAGACUGGGAAGAAGAAUGGAGGAGGAGGGCAGCAGCAGCAGCAGCAUUGCUAGUAUCAUCCGAAGGCCCUGAGAGGGAGAAGAAGGCAGCGUAAUCGCGGAAGAGGUGUUGCUCCUGUUCUGUUGAAUCUCCUGCUCUCUGAGGUCUCCAGGCACCCAGAGCUAUUUGGGAAAAUGGCUCUGAAAACAGCAAGAUGGAAUGUCAGCGUUUCUCCCUGUCUAUAGAAACUAUAAAAACUGUGAACUGAAGAAGAGCAAGUGUGGCUGCUCUUUAAAAUAUGUGUCGUGCCAGUGGCUUACGAGGCACAAACCAGGACAUAGAAGUGUGACACAGUCCCUCCCCCAGAGUUUUGCAAUCCUACAGUGAAAUUGUAUUAAGGGAUUAUGAUUUACAGCAGACUGAUAUCCUCAAGAACAACUCUGAAUAUCCCAGCGAUUCUAUGCAAAAUAAGUUGGUAUUUAUGCUGAAACAAAACUGGAUUAACCAUGAGGCCAAAGACUUUUCCCGCUACUACUUACUCUGGCAACAGCAGACAAAGACUGCAGGAGAUUCGGGAAGGUUUGAAACAGCCUACCAAAUCUUUCAGUCAGGGAUUACCUGUUGGACCAGGUGGAGAAAAUUCAAUAGACACUAAAAUUCUAGUUGGGAAAGAUGCUGCCAGGCAGCAGCAGAUGAGACCUGCUGCCAAGUUUGGGCCUUACCAGAAAGCACUGCGAGAAAUCAGAUAUUCCUUGUUGCCUUUUGCUAAUGAGUUGGGCACCACUUCUGCAGCUGUUGAAGUCAACAGGCAAAUGCUACAGGAACUGGUGAACGUAGGAUGUGAUCAGGAAAUGGCUGUAAGAGCUCUCAAACAGACUGGUAGCAGAAGCAUUGAAGCAGCUUUGGAGUAUAUUAGCAAAAUGGGAUACUUGGACCCUAGAAAUGAACAAAUAGUCCGUGUUAUUAAACAGACUUCUUCAGGAAAGGGCAUUAUGCCAAACAGUGUGAGCCGUAGACCAAGUUUUGAAGGAUCCAGUGAAUCGUUUCCGUCCUAUCACCAAAUGAGCAACCCAUCAUAUGAAGGGACAGGCUUUGGGGCAGAAGCUGCUAACAUGCUUGGUGAAGUUCCCAGGCCUUACAUGGACUACCUGCUCUCCACUACACAGUCUGCAACCAUGAAUGCUCCAGUACAGAGACCAGCUGGCUUAGGCUCCCACAGUACGCCUAGCACUCAUCAGCAGAAAGUCUAUCCUGCCAACAUGGAUUCCUCUGUGAUCAACUACCCUGUGGCAAGUCACAGCAGCCAGUCUUUGCAGCUGCAGGCUAGCCAUGGUGCAAAUGGUCCACACUACAGCAGACAGCCUGUCAUGGUGCAGGGUGAGGCUCUUGGGUAUGGAAUUCAGCGGAGCCAGUCUUUUCAGAACAAGUUGCAGCAAGAGGGAGGGUAUCCAAGCCUUCCAAAUAAAGGAACAGUUGCUCAGAAUAAUUCUGGGCAUGGGUUCCAGCAAGCACCAGCUAACCUGUAUAUGUCACACUCUCAUCAUAAGCAGCCAAUCCCAUCUUCUCACCCAAUGCAUGUGAUCACUAGAGGGCCAGCAUUUCCAAAUGAAUUUUCAGACAGCCCGCCACAGGGUCUGUUAACACCAUCUAGAAACAGCCUGAACAUGGACCUGUAUGAUAUGAAUAACUCUCAAAUUCAGCAGUGGCAAGCAACCUCUUCAUCUUCUUCCUCUUCUUCUUCCCGCCGUGAUUCUUUACAAAACCCAACUUUGGAAGCAUCUCCCCGGCAGCAUAUACCCUUCAGGCCAGAUGCCUGUGUCCCAAGCAGAACCAACUCUUUUAACAAGCAACAAAUGCCUGUGUCCAUGCGGCAAACUCCUCCAGGCAAAGCUGAUGCUUCGAUUGCUUCUCCAAAUACCAUCACAGCAGUCACUUCUGCUCAUAUUCUCCAGCCAGUGAAAAGCACAAGAGUGAUGAGGCCAGAACCUCAGACUGCUGUAGGCCCUGCUCAUCCUGGCUGGUUAUCUGCACAGUCUUCAGCUGUGGAUGGUUUAGGAAUGAUUGAACAGCACCCCCUUCCUGUUGGAGGCCCUAAUACUUAUCAGCUAGAUGUUGAUUAUAGCAACCAGGAGCUCAGGUGUCCUCCACCACCAUAUCCUAAGCAUUUGCUGCUGCCCAGCAGUUCUGAGCAGUUUGAUAUCAAUUCCCUGUGCACAGGAAUGGAACAGACUUUGCGGGUAGUCCCAAACCUAUCAGGCCACAAAGCUGAGGAAAAUGGAGAAAGAAAUGACAAAACCAAAACAGCCAAAGUCGAAAAAACAGGCAAGGAUAAAAAACAGAUCCAGACAUCCCCAGUGCCAGUGAGGAAGAAUGGCAAAGAUGAAGAGAAGAGAGAGUCUCGAAUUAAGAGUUACUCACCAUUUGCCUUUAAAUUUUAUAUGGAACAGCAUGUGGAGAAUGUCAUAAAGACUUACCAGCAGAAAAUAAAUCGUCGACUGCAGUUGGAGCAAGAAAUGGCCAAGGCUGGCCUUUGUGAAGCAGAGCGGGAGCAAAUGAGGAAAAUCCUCUACCAGAAGGAGUCCAAUUACAACAGGCUAAAGAGAGCCAAGAUGGAUAAAUCAAUGUUUGUAAAAAUCAAAACUCUGGGUAUUGGUGCUUUUGGGGAAGUCUGCCUUGCCUGUAAAGUGGAUACUCAUGCUUUGUAUGCCAUGAAAACCCUGAGGAAGAAAGAUGUGCUGAAUCGUAACCAGGUGGCUCAUGUAAAAGCUGAGAGAGAUAUUCUUGCAGAAGCUGACAAUGAAUGGGUGGUUAAGCUUUAUUACUCCUUCCAAGACAAAGAGAACCUAUACUUUGUGAUGGACUACAUUCCUGGUGGAGACAUGAUGAGCUUGCUGAUCCGGAUGGAAGUCUUUCCAGAAAAGCUAGCUAGGUUUUAUAUUGCUGAACUCACAUUGGCCAUAGAGAGUGUACAUAAAAUGGGGUUUAUCCAUAGAGACAUCAAGCCUGAUAACAUUCUGAUUGAUCUCGAUGGACACAUCAAAUUGACUGACUUUGGCCUUUGUACUGGAUUCCGAUGGACACACAACUCAAAAUAUUAUCAGAAAGGGAAAGCAGAGGCAGAAGGACAAGAUGGGAACAGAGGGAGCCAUAUCAGGCAAGACAGCAUGGAGCCAAGCGAUCUUUGGGAUGAUGUGUCUAACUGUAGAUGUGGAGACAGAUUGAAGACCUUGGAACAGAGAGCCAAAAAGCAGCAUCAAAGAUGUUUAGCCCAUUCAUUAGUUGGCACUCCAAAUUACAUUGCACCAGAAGUUCUGCUUCGUAAAGGAUACACUCAGCUCUGUGACUGGUGGAGUGUUGGUGUGAUUCUCUUUGAGAUGCUAGUGGGACAGCCACCCUUCUUGGCUCCUUCACCCACAGAAACGCAGCUGAAGGUGAUAAACUGGGAGAAUACGCUGCACAUUCCCUCCCAGGUCAAGCUAAGCCCUGAAGCAAGUGACCUUAUCACACAACUGUGUUGUGCUGCUGAAGAGAGGCUUGGAAGAAAUGGAGCAGAUGAUAUCAAGGCUCACCCUUUCUUUGACUCCAUAGACUUCUCUACUGAUAUCCGCAGGCAGCCAGCUCCCUACGUCCCAAAGAUCAGCCAUCCAAUGGACACCUCUAAUUUUGACCCCAUUGAAGAAGACAAUCCUUGGGAUGACACCAGUGAAGACAACACCAAGGCAUGGGAUCCACAGACUUCUUCCAGUGGCAAACAUACAGAACAUGCCUUCUAUGAGUUCACUUUCCGAAGGUUCUUUGAUGACAAUGGAUACCCAUUCAGAUACCCAAAACCUUCUGGGCUAGAAGUAAGCCAGUCUGAGAAUUCUGAUGUAGAAAGCAAAGAUGGGCUGGAUCAGACUGGAGCCUGUCAACCUGUAUAUGUGUAGAUUACUGUACAGAGUUCUCAAAAAACCAAACACCUUAUUCACAAAUGUAGGGUCUUCCUUAUAUAAUCCUUAGCUGGGAUAAGUUCCACUUGUGGGUAAUACGAGUCUUGAUGAGACAGGGACUUGCAGGCAAGGUUCUAAAUGCUAAAGGCUUUGAUUAGGCCACUUGGAACUGUAAAUAGCUACGUUGAAGAAUGCACUUGAAAUCUGGCAAUUCAUUAUAAUUUCCAAGUGAAACUUGUCCCCCUUCUUAGCCAACAUGUCCACCUAAGUUAGUGCAUUGUGAAACUCUGAGCAUUUACAGCCUUCCACAGCAUUUUGGGUUUUUUUUUUUCCUAGUGAGCAAAGAGCACUUAUUUUUGUUUAUAGCAGGGUUGUUUUUUUCCUACUAAAUUAUAGGGAUGAACUUUUUUGACAAAUCAUGCUGCUGUUAAUUCUUUUCUCUUUUUUUUAAAAAAAUAUUAUCCAUCGCACUUAUGUCACACUUUUUAGGAAAAUACAUUAAGAUUGAAGAA
Messenger RNA from Sceloporus undulatus (fence lizard), 4699 nucleotides. RefSeq names its product large tumor suppressor kinase 2 (gene LATS2). Gene Ontology annotation, biological process: hippo signaling; G1/S transition of mitotic cell cycle; regulation of organ growth. Gene Ontology annotation, molecular function: protein binding; protein serine/threonine kinase activity; ATP binding. Gene Ontology annotation, cellular component: spindle pole; nucleus. NCBI's taxonomy places the organism in Eukaryota, Metazoa, Chordata, Lepidosauria, Squamata, Phrynosomatidae. Bases 765 to 4184 code for a protein of 1139 amino acids. The transcript is spliced from 10 exons. The record is from RefSeq and is a predicted model, not a curated record.